GAGCCCCAGAACCGCCCCGCCCCGGGCACGGCACGGACCGGCACAGCUCCAGGCGUUGCACGGACCGGCACGGCCCAGCUCGGCUCGGUACGGUACAGCCCAGAACAACCCAGGAUAGCCCAGGGCACGGCACAGCCCGGGACACCUUGACACAGCCCGGUUCGGCACAGCCCAGUUCGGCCAUGCCGCGGUUCAGCCUGGAGGAGAGCAGGCGGUGUGGGGAUCAGUUCGUGCAGUUCCUGCAGGACACGGGGCGGCAUCAGGAGAGCCAGCGGGACACACUGCGGAGCAUUUACACCCAGGAGUUUCGGGGCAGAACUGGUACCAAAGCACCCAACUUCUCUUGUGUCUUGUACGCACUGAGGGUGAACCACCAGGCGCUGGUGCACGGGCAGUCGGUGCACUUCAAGAAGGCGAAGAAGCGUGUGGUGGUAGCAGACCAGUACCGGAGACCCAGAACAAAUGCAGAGGCAUUGGUGCCCACAUCUGCCCCAGGGGAGCAGCUCAGAUCUGGUCCACAAGUUCCCCAGAACCUUACCAAGAAGUGGGCCAAGUUGAUCCGUGGGAAGCACGGGGUGAAGAUCACCUCAGAGCACGACCAAGGCAAUGGGCACAUCCGCUUCCCAGUGGUGCCCAGUGAGCCCCAGACCAUCACCAUCCUGGUGCAGAACUGUGGGGCAGAGGCAGUGACACUGCAGCGCUGCCAGCCCUACAAACAGGUGCCCGAGCUCUCAUUCACCGACGAGCAAGGGGCAACGCAGGGUCAGUCCCUGCUGCUGCACCCAGAUGGCACAUACCCUAUCCAGGUGAGGUGCCUGACCUCCUACAAUGGACACUUCCCUGCCACGGUGGCUUUCAUGUUCACCAAGGAGCCAGAGGAGCCCUUCAGCAUCUGGCGCCACAUCACUGCUGUGGCUGAGAGCCAACUGGCCAAGGACCUGGGGCCCUCGGCACCUUACCAGCCUUACCAGAGGAGGCUCCAGCACCCUGUCACCAUCAUCACCGAGGAGGGCAUCCCCCCUGACAGCUUCCAGAAAUAUGAACUGGAGAUGGAAAUCCCUCUGCGCUUCUGCAAGUACCCCAAGAGCCUUAAGGACGCAAUCCUGCAUGGACUCAACACCAGUGCCAGAUGGGCUUACUGGCAGUCACUGCUGGAGGCUCCUCUGCAGGCUGAGAACUACCAUCGGAAGUUCCAGCUGCUGCUGCACCUGGAGGAGAUCCAGAUGGAGGUGGACAUCCAUCGUUAUGACAUGCAGGAUGUGCCCAUGGUGCAGGACAGGGAGCUGCUGGUCCUCGACGUGCCCGGCGUGGCUGAGAGCCGCCCGUCUGUGCUGAAGGGAGACCACCUCCUCGUCAACUUGAGCAGAGAGCGGGACCACUCCCCACUCACCCAGUACAAGGGCUACGUGCACAGCGUGGAGCUGGAGAAAGUCCGGCUGGGCUUCUCCCCCAAGCUGCUGAAGAAGUUUGUGAAAAACAUGAAGUUUGAUGUGACCUUCACCAUCAACCGGCUGCCACUGCAAGUCCAGCACCGGGCUGCAGCCCUGGCCAUGCAGUCUGGGCUGUCCAGCCUCCUCUUCCCCUCUGCCUCCUGCAACAGUUCCCUCUUCACAGGCACCUUCCAGCUCCAGUGGUUCGACCGCAAGCUGCAGGCAAACGAGGAGCAGUGCAGAGCUGUGAGACACAUCGUGACAGGGAUGUCCAGGCCAGCCCCCUACCUCAUCUUUGGCCCCCCUGGGACUGGCAAAACCGUCACCCUGGUGGAGGCCAUCAAGCAGGUAUGGAAGUGCUUUAAGGAUGCCCGGAUCUUGGCCUGUGCCCCUUCCUAUACUGCUGCAAACCUCCUGUGCCAGCGCCUCAUCCAGGACAUCAACCCCAAGCACAUCUACAGGAUCAUUGCCAGCUCCAGGAACUACCAGGAGGUGCCUUCUGAGAUCAGGCCCUGCUGCAACUGGGACGAUGAGCAGAGCUGCUAUGUGUACCCAAGCAAGAAGGUCCUGGGGCGAUAUCGGAUCCUCAUCACCACCCUGGUGACAGCAGGAAGGCUGGUGUCGGCCAACUUUCCCCCAGGGUUUUUCUCCCACGUCUUCAUCGACGAGUGUGGGCAGGCAGCAGAGACAGAGAGCGUGGUCCCCAUUGCGGGGCUCCUGAGCGCCAUGGACCAGAAGACCAACCCCAAAGGGGGGCAGCUGGUACUGGCAGGAGACCCCCAGCAGCUGGGCCCCAUCCUGAGGUCACCACUGGCCAUCGAGCACGGCUUGGGCACCUCGCUGCUGGAGAGGCUGAUGCUGCACAAUCCCCUGUACAAGAAAUCGAGAGAAGGAUACAACCCACAGUUUGUCACCAAACUGCUCUGGAACUACAGGUCCCACGAGGCCAUCCUCAGGAUCCCCAACGAGCUCUUCUACGACAGUGAGCUGAAGCCCUGUGAGAGCAACGGGCUUGACAUCCGGAAUGUGUAUUGCACCUGGGAUGAGCUUCCCAAAAAAGGUUUCCCCAUCAUCUUCCAUGGAGUUCGUGGGGAAGACCAGAGAGAGGCCAAGAGCCCCUCGUUCUUCAACACAUCUGAGAUUGAGGUGCUGGUCGACUACCUCAAAAAGCUGCUGCAGAGCCAGGGCAAGGGGGGCUGCCCCAGUGUCUCUCCCAAGGAGAUCGGCAUCAUCUCACCCUACAGGAAGCAGGUGGAGAAGAUCAGAAAAGCCAUCACAUCCCUGGACCCUGUUCUGCGGGCAAUGCCAGACAUCAAUCUGCUGAAGGUGGGCUCUGUAGAGGCAUUCCAGGGCCAGGAACGACGUGUCAUCCUCGUUUCCACUGUGCGCAGCUGCAGCGAGUACUUCAAGCUUGACCAAAACUUCAGUCUGGGCUUCCUCAUGAACUUCAAGAGGUUCAAUGUGGCCAUCACCAGGGCCAAGGCUCUGCUGAUUGUGGUGGGUAACCCAGCUGUGCUCAGCAAGGACCAGCACUGGCAGAGGUUCCUCAGGUAUUGCAGGGAGGAGGGUGGCUACAGAGGCUGCCCCUAUGAGGAGGAGAGCUCUGCAGAGGAUGGCCUCACCAGCGAGUUCCAGGAGCUGCACCUUGGCCAUUAGCAGCCAGGUAAGCAGUGCUGGGAGCUGCCAGAGCAGCCCUGGUGAGGACCAGCAUUGCCCACUCUGCCCACCCUGCACUGGGUGCCCCUGAGAAGCUGCUCCUGCAGCAAUGUGUCAGGGACCAGGAGGAGUUCUCAUUUAGGAGCUGCCUGUCCCCUCCCAAGUCCUGCCCAGCUCUGUCACAGGGUUCCUCUGCAGUAAAUCUUCCUGGGAAAAGAGAAGAAGCGCAGUGGAGCUCCAGCCCCCAGCCUGCCCCUGGCCUGCUCUCCCCUGCCUGGCUCCCCUGGGCUCUGGUGCUGUGCAUCCCUGGGAGAUGGGGCUCCUGCCAGCCUUGAGCCCCAGCAUGGACCCAUGGCAGCCACCUCCCUUCACAGAGCAGGACAGCACCAGCACUGGACCGGGAGCAACCUCCAUGUCAAGCAGUUUUGGGCAUAUCCAUGUAGAAGCUCAUUCCCUGGGACCAGUCUCACCGUUCAGUGAAUGGCUAAAGUCAGAGUCCAGCCUUGGAGAGCAUCAGGGCGUGCAGGGGAGCUCAGUGCUGCUGCAGUGGGUGAGGGGGGAGCUGGCAGCAGGCAGGGACCCAGCUGGGCCUCCCUGCCACACAGCUGCCUGGCCUCAGCCACACAGGCAUGCUUCUCUGUCUUCCCUGGA
Calypte anna (Anna's hummingbird) is the source of this 3737-nucleotide messenger RNA. It is a transcript of the gene MOV10, whose product is annotated as Mov10 RISC complex RNA helicase. Lineage: Eukaryota; Metazoa; Chordata; Aves; Apodiformes; Trochilidae. The record is from RefSeq and is a predicted model, not a curated record. The transcript has 21 exons. Gene Ontology annotation, molecular function: 5'-3' RNA helicase activity; RNA binding. The coding region runs from base 183 to 3086 and encodes 967 amino acids.